Nerophis ophidion (straightnose pipefish) is the source of this 2833-nucleotide messenger RNA. RefSeq names its product anaphase promoting complex subunit 4 (gene anapc4). Gene Ontology annotation, cellular component: nuclear periphery; anaphase-promoting complex. Bases 223 to 2724 code for a protein of 833 amino acids. Gene Ontology annotation, biological process: positive regulation of mitotic metaphase/anaphase transition; anaphase-promoting complex-dependent catabolic process; protein K11-linked ubiquitination. The transcript has 28 exons. NCBI's taxonomy places the organism in Eukaryota, Metazoa, Chordata, Actinopteri, Syngnathiformes, Syngnathidae. Gene Ontology annotation, molecular function: protein binding. The record is from RefSeq and is a predicted model, not a curated record.
UGCCGUAGCUUCGUUGUGAUUGGUUGUGACGGAACAAAAUGGCGCCAGCCGUGUACUAGCAAAACCGAGUAGUUUGUUGGCUGAAAUUUUGUUGAUUUUCUUUAUUGUUGUGAAGCUGCAGAGCAACAACAUUAGUAGUCUCCUCUACCUGAUUUAUGUAAGGAACACCAGCCUGGAUUAUUCUCUCUGCAACGCGACGUUCGGGGAGAAGCAGCACGAAAGAUGCCAGCCUUCCAUCAAGUAGGAGAGAAGCAGCUUCCUAACACCGUCUUGUUCAUGGCAUGGUCGCCCAGGAGAGACCUGAUUGCUCUGGCCAGCACCACCGGGGAGCUUCUGCUACAUCGCUUGGUGAACUUCCAGCGGGUGUGGAGCCUGGCGCCCAGCGAGCACAUCGGCAAGGAGAUCAGCGCACUGGCCUGGAGACCCGACGGCAAAAUUUUGGCCUUCAGCUUGGGCGAUACAAAACAGGUGGUUCUGUGCGGUGUGGAGAAAGCGGAGGUUCUCCACGUGUUCCUCAUGCAGGAGCCGGUCAGCUGCAUGUGCUGGAUGGAGGUGACAGGGGAGAGCAGUGCCCUGGGCUCCUUUUGUCAGUCAGAAGAUGAAUCCAAGCUGUUCCUCCCCAAACUAGCAUCGCUGCCCAAAAGCUACAGCACAACAUCCAUGCUCUUUAGCGAGGAAAAGUCUGACAAGAUCAUGAACCUGCUGGGAGAAGUCAGGCUGAACAUACUUGCCCUUGGAGGAGAGGCAGGAAACGUGGAGCUUUACGCCUACGGCAUGUACAAGAUUGCAUCCUUAGCCGCUGUUGCAGGACGUUGUCGCAGCAUCAGUCUGGCCAGCGACCUCAAGUCUCUGGUGGUCAUCACUGAGGUGAGGUCGGCUGAGGACCAUCCAGAGAUCUCCUUUGUUCAGCUGGACACGGGCCUGCUGUCCGACUGCCUGCCCGAGCUCACCAGGAUGGCGCGCAAGUUCACCCACAUCUCCACCCUGAUGCAGUACCUGCACCUGUCGCUCACGUGCAUGUGUGAAGCGUGGGAGGAGAUCCUCAUGCAGAUGGACCUCAGGCUCACCAAGUUUGUGCAGGAGAAGAACACCAGCACUCAGGUGCAAGACGAGUUUCUGGAGCUGCUUCUGUGGGGACAGUCCAGUCCUGAACUGCAGGCUCUUCUUGUCAACCAGCUGACUGUCAAGGGCCUGAAGAAGCUGGGCCAGACCAUUGAAUCAUCUUACUCCAGCAUCCAGAAGCUGGUCAUCAGCCAUCUGCAGAGCGGCUCAGAGGCACUUCUCUAUCACCUGAGUGAAGUCAAGGGAAUGUCGCUUUGGAAGAAGAAAUUCCAACCCCUCGGUCUUCAUUCAGCUGCAAUAGAAGAUGCUAUUACGGCUGUGGGCUCUUUUUCCUUGAAGACAAGUGAACUUCUGCAGGUGAUCGACAAGAGCAUGAAAAAUUUCAAAGCCUUCUUUCGCUGGUUGUACGUUGCCAUGCUGAGAAUGUGUGAUGAGCACGUGCCUCCAGAGCUCAACAAGAUGACCCAGAAGGACAUCUCGUUUGUGGCAGACUUCCUGUCAGAGCAUUUCAGUGAAAAUGAACAACUAUUUGAUCGUAAAGGGAAAUACUUCAAUGUAGAGCGUGUUGGUCAGUACCUCAAGGACGAGGACGAGGACCUUGUAUCGCCGCCAAGCACCAAGGGGAACCAGUGGGUGAAGUUCUUACAGGACAGCACAAACCUGAAGGACAGUCCUAUGUUGUUUCCUUCAUUCCCACAAAAGUCUUUGCACUUUGUCAAGAGGUUGAUGGAGAACGCCAUCGAGCUGUGUCUGCAGAAGCCAGCGGAAGUCAUUGGGAAGUCUGUCAGACAGGCUGUCUGUCUACCUUUGUACACUGCACAUGUCAGCCUCAACAAUGCACCAGCACUCUUUCAGCUGCCGUCCUUGUGGAAUGACAAGAAGGCCAACAUGCACCACGUGCUCUUCUGCAUGCCACACCUCUCGCCGCACAAACUCUACCUGCUCCGCAAAGCAAGCGACCCCAACAGACACGUCCCCAACUGCGUCACGUCCAUCGACCUGAGCCACCAUUUUGAUGCCGGAGACAGCGAGAACUUAGAAGGCCGAGCCCAUCACGUCUACAGCUGCCUGGAUGCUCGUUUCUAUAGCGACGACAUGUUGACUGUGGUCCUCCAAGGACAGGAAGACAAUGCUUGCAGCGUCCUGGCUCAACUUCCUCUUCCUUCUACUCUGCACACUGACACUCACUUUGUCUGGAAGCCCAAUACCAGCUUGGACCAGCAGGGCGGCGCCAUACCGUGCCAAGGACUGGUGCUGGGGACUCAGCGCCGCCGCCUGGAAGGCAUGAAGGCUCAGUUCGUGGCCGUCAACGGCGUGCGAGAAGUGGCGUGUGUGCUGAGCGACAACCUGCGCCACCUGCGCGUCUUCGAAAUGGACAUGGAGGACGAAGACGAGGAGGCGGGCGAGCAGCACAACGCCAGCGCCGACCACAACGGGCUGGAAGUUUCCAUGCAGGAGCUUGGACCAAGUGACCGGCGUCUGGACUCACAGGAAGCUUCUGACCAAGACCCGCAGGCACUUGGACCAAGUGACCGGCCUCUGGACUCACAGGACACUUCUGAGCAGGAACUUGGACCAAGUGACCAGCGUCUGGACUCACAUCAAGAUUCUGAGCAGGUACUUGGACCAAGUGACCAGCUCCUGGACUCACAAGAACUGUAGUUGUCUUUGACUUUGUACUUUCUGGACCUUGUCAAAGUCUUGCUGACAGCACAAGUCAACAAUGAUGGACACUCCAGGUUCUUUUGCAUAUAAAAAAAGGUUCAUUGAG